Molecule: messenger RNA, 3442 nt
Organism: Punica granatum (pomegranate)
Lineage: Eukaryota; Viridiplantae; Streptophyta; Magnoliopsida; Myrtales; Lythraceae
Source: RefSeq, a predicted model, not a curated record
AUCGACAAAACUCCCAACGGCUUCCUUUCCAAAAAUCAAAAUCUCCCUCUCUCUCUCUUCCUUCAUAUUCAUCAUCUUCAGUCACUCAAUGCGCUGAUACGAUUCAAUCUCAAAUCGCGAGUGAGUGAGCUAGAACUCCUUUUUCUCUCUACCCUUUAGAAAUGGCGGCAGAAGAGCUCAAGAUCCCAGUCUUCACAGUCCUCAAGAACGGAGCGACUCUUAAGAACGUAUUCAUCGUCAACAAUCCCCCUCCGCUGGACCAAGACGGGGACGACGAGGGCCAGGAGGAGAUCUUGGUCGUCGGCCGGCAUCCCGAUUGCAACAUUGUGUUGACUCACCCUAGCAUCAGCAGAUUUCACGUCCAGAUUUAUUCCAAUCCCUCCGCUCAGAAGCUAUGUGUAAUGGAUUUAUCAUCCGUGCAUGGGACAUGGGUGUCGGAUAAGAAGAUCGAACCAGGGGAGAGGGUGGAGCUGAUUGAGGGGGAUUUCCUAAGAGUUGGUGGUUCGACCAGAGUCUACAGGCUGCACUGGGUACCCGUGAGCCAGGCAUAUGAUCUGGAACAAUCAUCUGUGUUGGCAUCAGCCUCGGUUGAAGUAAAGCAGGAGGAAAGUACUGCAGCUGGGGAAGAAAAAGCGGUGGAAACAUAUGAGGACAACGAUACUCCGGAUGUUGAAUUUGAAGAGCUCGGGAAGUUCAAUGAUCCAUCUCACAAGAGAGAGGAGGAGCACUCACCAUCUGGUGAAGGAGACGUGGUGGGAGCAGCUGAGGACGGUGGUCUACCAAGGAUUGUUGAGUUUGAAGAAGUUGAGGAGUCUAUAGAUCCACUUAGCGAGAUAGAGAAGGAGAAUAUCACGAAUGCCAAGGGAAAAGUAGUAGAAUUUCAGGAUGAAGGGUUACUUAAUACUGAUAGUGAGAAUUUUGGGAAGUUUGAAGAUCCGUCUUCAUGGGAAGAGAGUAUGGAAAUUUACCAGGACAUGUUGACUGAGGACCAGGAAAGUCACUCACUUGAUCUGAUUUUAGGAGAGAUGGGUUCUCUAGCAUUCACUGAGAGUUCUGGAUUGCCUGCAAACUAUGAGACCGCCACAGGACUGGCUAUGUUUGAGAACAGGGGCUCUUCAACGAUUGAAGAACAUGAAGCAUCAUUAAGUCCAUCGGAAAUUCAUCCAAAUCAGAUACACAGCAGCAAUACAUGUCAACUUCUUGGCUCCAACUCCAUUAGGUUAUCAUUGCCCAUGCAAGAUGAAACCAAGGAUGAAGACAUUGGCAGACAAAGAUCAGAAAAGGCAGUUUUGGAAAGCUCUGUGGUUACUGAAACUCUGGAAAUAGUUCAAAGCAGGUGCUCAUCCGGGAAGGAAAAUGAAGGCAAAGAAAGUUUGAGCCAUAUUUCUGCAUUAUCUCUGUUGGAAUCUGCUCCUUCAUCCUUAGAGGGGAUACUUGCAGAGAAUGGAAGCACACAGAAGUUGGUUGAAGAAAACCUCAUCUUGCCGCAACUUCUUUAUGCAAAGCCAGAUUUGCCCUCUGAGAAUAGCAAUACACAGAAUAGUGUGCGAAUUCAUCAACUUGAACAAAAGGACAGUUUGAACUUGGACUUGGCAAAUCUUGCGACAGAACCCUCAAAUUCUGGUCUCUUUGAGCACAAUAUUCUUUCAGAAGUCACUUGUCAAUAUGUUAAAGAAAUUCAGCCAGCCAGAUCUCCACUGGGCAGAGAGAGCCAAUCUGAAGAAGAGAAUUUAGAAAGUCCUCCAAUAAAGGUAUCCACAAAAUCCAACCCAUGCAGUAUUUGGUCAAGAAGAGGUAAACCUGCCACUUUCCUUCGGCUUCAAACUGGCAGCAGCAGAGGGAAGAGCAGACCUGCUGCUCUUAACUCUGAAAAUGGGCAGAAGUGUAAAGAAAGUGUUGAAGAUGAAGUCAUCAACAGGAAUCUAUUUUCUGGCAGUGAUGGAGAGGAGGAGAUUUUUACACCAGACAAGGAGAAUAUGACACCAAAUACGCGAAAACUCAAAUUUAUGAAGGAAAUCGGUAAAGUGGGAGUUCUACAUUCUAGGCCACUCAAACGAUCCUCUUCCAUUGUUUCCUCUGGCCCUAAGAUUUGUCUCAACAAGGACGUUUCCGAAUGUUCAGAUCAAGAGAAUCAGACACCAAUGAAGAACUUUACGCCUAACACCCUCCUACAUAAAUCUGCAAAGGCCAGUAAGGUCCUCUCUAGCCCCAUUAGUCAUCCUGAUGAAGAUAUUUUUCACUCUUCGGAUAAAGAGAAUCAGACACCAAAGUUUCAGAAAGAGCAGAGAGUCAAACCUACAUCCAGAAUGCGAUCAAGAUUGGUAAAAGAGAUCUCAGGGGUAAAGGGGAGGGAAAGGAUGCCAUUCCAGUCUUUGCGCAUAAACUCCGAGAUAGAAUCUCAUUCAUCAGGGCCUGGUGCUCUAACAAGCGGCGGCAGCGAAACGGGAAAGAAGACAGUUUCCGGUUUCAUUUCUAACAACUCUAAUGGUGAGAGAAAGAAGAGUUGGAUCAUGGUCGCGGACACAAACUCUUUUCUGGACAAUGAAUCAAGGAAGUCGUUGCAGCUUCUAGAAGGCCUUAGAGGAACCCAAUUGGUUAUUCCUCGAAUCGUCCUAAGAGAUCUGGACUCUCUGAAGCGGCAGCGUAGCUUGUUCAGAAGAAGUACAGGGGUUUCUUCGGUGCUGGAGUGGAUAGAAGAGACUAUGGUGAACUCAAAAUGGUGGAUUCAAAUACAGAGCUCAGCAGAGGAAGGUUGGGCGGUCGCCCCAACUCCUCGUGCUUGUCCCUACUCCUUAAAUGAAGCAAGUGAUAAUUUUCCAAUGUUCACAGCUAGUGCCGCUCGAUUUUCAUUGUCUGGGAAUCCUUCAGUCGAGAUAAUAUCACCCACAGCAGAAGACCGUAUUCUCGAAUAUGCUCUGCUGGUUAGAAAAAGAAACUGCAAUGGACAACUCGUCCUCCUUAGCAACGAUACCUCUUUGAAAAUCAAAGCCAUGGCAGAGCAGGGUUUAUUAUGCGAGAACCCACAAGAAUUUCGUGAAAGUUUGAUCAAUCCAUUCUCCGAGCGGUUCAUGUGGGCCGAGAGCUCCCCCAGAGGACAGACCUGGUCAUUGUCCGAUGAUGAUGUUCUGAAAGAGAAGUACUUCCGGCACCCAUUCAAGAAACCAUCUCGAGGAGAUGAUGCCAAGGGGUUGAAGCUUAUCCUGCGCCACAAUUCUCAGUAUGGGCAGAUGAAGUCAGUGAGCUAAAACCAUCACUUCCAUCUUCAAGCCUGAUGCCACCAUUUCACUCUCCAAGAUUGAUGAUAGUCUUCGUGUCGGACGAGAUUUUGAGGAACAGCUUUCCUUGAUUGCAUUCUUCUUAAUAUUGCAUGUAAACUUGCAAUCUUCUAUCAAGAAUUUCAAAGGAAGCAACAAUCGAUGACCAUGUGUGGAUUCACAUUGAA